Molecule: messenger RNA, 6812 nt
Organism: Nilaparvata lugens (brown planthopper)
Lineage: Eukaryota; Metazoa; Arthropoda; Insecta; Hemiptera; Delphacidae
Product: very low-density lipoprotein receptor
Exons: 16
Coding region: 109-3015 (968 amino acids)
Molecular function (GO): protein binding; calcium ion binding
Source: RefSeq, a predicted model, not a curated record
UGAGACUUUGGCAGAUAAAUUUGUGAUAAAUUGCAAAGCAACAAAUUUCCCUUUCAGAAAAGAUUAUUAAACAGUUGUUAGAGAUCGGGAGCCGCCACUCGCGAAGACAUGUCUUUCUCGUUGCUUGUUUCCUUAAUUGCACUGUGCUUUUCAGGUGAAGUGUUCAGUGAACAGUACAUGCUACUCCCCACUCUUCAUGGUGAAGAAAUCAAUGGUACUGCACUGUUUAAAUUUUACCAUGACAGGGUCCCAGCAUCAUUUUCAGUUGAGGAAGACGAUUAUGAUGAUGAUUACGAUUAUGGUUUAGCUCAAUCAAAUGAAACUUUACAUACUUUGAUAAAUAUCGAAACGUAUGUGGACCUGCACAAGUGUUUGCAUGAUGAUCCAGGCUUGGUUAACUCUACAUGCAAGAACAUUUUUCAAUUUCCUGAUUGGCGUGUACGCUUGUCUCAUGUGUACCACAAAGAGUGCAUGAGAAAAUCUCCGCUCUCGAUUAAGGAAUCCAAUAAUUGCCGUGUGUUCUACGAGAGGAUGGAAUCUUAUUCAGAGGAACCCCGCUCAUGUACGGAGACGGAGUUCAGAUGCAGUAACGGCCGCUGCAUCCCCAAGCACUGGCAGUGCGACAAUGAGAACGACUGUGUCGAUGGCGGCGAUGAACAUCCCAGUCUUUGCGAACACAGAGUUUGCGAUCCCGAUGAGUUCACAUGUCGCGGCAAUCCUGGUGAAUGUGUGCCGUUAACGUGGAUGUGUGAUGAUAACCCGGACUGUUCAGAUGGAUCCGAUGAAAAGUCUUGCAAUGAGACAUGCCGGUCGGACGAGUUCACGUGUGGCAACGGCAAGUGCAUCCAGAAGCGGUGGGUGUGCGACAGUGACCUGGACUGCGAGGAUGGCUCCGACGAACACAACUGCCCGCCCACCAAGUGCGACCCGACCAGCGGAUUCGCUUGCGGCAACGGCUCCAUCUGCAUCAACAUCAACUGGCGCUGUGACAAGGACCUUGACUGUCCCGACGGUGAAGACGAACAGGACUGCGGCGCUUCGCACAAGCCGAUCUUUAAGUCGGUGUGCGCGGAGCGGGAGUUCGAGUGCCCGGACCGCCUGACGUGCAUCCACCAGUCGUGGCUGUGUGACGGCAACGAGGACUGCCCGGAUGGCAGCGACGAGCGACUGGAGCAGUGCGCUAACCUCACCUGUCGAGACGACGAGUUCCAGUGCAGGAGUCGCGAGUGCAUCGCCGGCCAUCUCUUCUGCAACGGCAUCGUCGACUGUCAUGACGGCAGUGACGAGGACUGUGCGACGCAAAGGCCGGCGUGCGACCCGCACACAGAGUUCGACUGCGGCAACAACAUGUGCAUCGCCAUGGAGCAGGUGUGCGACCGCAAGGAGGACUGUCCGCAGGGCGAGGACGAGCCGGGCGACAAGUGUGGCGUGAACGAGUGCCUCGACCACAAUGGCCACUGCUCGCAGCUGUGUGUCGACACGCCUGCCGGACAUUACUGCGACUGCCACCCCGGCUACAAGCUCGUCGACAACCGCACCUGUGAUGAUAUUGAUGAGUGCGAGAACCCAGGCGCAUGCUCGCAGAUCUGCAUCAACGAAAAGGGCACGUUCAAGUGCGAGUGCCACCGCGGCUACUUGCGCGACCCGCACGACCACACGCGCUGCAAGGCGACCGAAGGUCACGCAUCGCUGCUGUUCGCGCGUCGCCACGACAUCCGCAAGAUAUCGCUCGACCACCACGAGAUGACAGCCAUAGUCAACAACACCAAGGGCGCUUCGGCGCUCGACUUUGUCUUCCGCACUGGCAUGAUCUUCUGGACCGAUAUCAUUGAGAGGAAAAUCUACAAAGCACCGAUUGAUGAAGGAACAGAGCGGAUAACUGUUAUCACAAAGGACAUCACAACUGCCGAUGGGUUGGCCGUCGAUUGGAUUUACAAUCAUAUUUAUUGGACAGAUUCCGGCAAAAAUACAAUUGGUCUUUCAAAUUUUGAAGGGUCCAUGAGGAAAGUUCUUCUUACUGAUGAAAUUGAAGAACCAAGGGCCAUUGCACUGAAUCCUUUGGAUGGGUGGAUGUACUGGACAGACUGGGGAACAUCACCGAGAAUCGAGAGAGCCGGAAUGGAUGGCACUCACAGACAGGUGGUCAUCUCCUACGACAUCAAAUGGCCAAAUGGACUGACUCUCGAUCUUGUGCGCAGUCGCAUCUAUUGGAUCGACGCCAAACUCAGCACUGUUUCCUCCUGCAAUUAUGAUGGCUCCAACCGCUUGACUAUUCUCAGAUCAUUUGACACUCUGAAACAUCCUUAUUCGAUCAGUGUAUUCGAGGAUUGGAUCUACUGGACCGAUUGGCACAAAGUCGCUAUUUUCAAGGCAAACAAAUUCCAUGGUGGAAACAUUACAGCAGUCACCGCACAACACAUGCUACAAUCGCCAAUGUCAAUCCACGUGUACCACCCGUACCGGCAGCCGGACGGCGAGAACCACUGUGCCGCUGUCAAUGGCCACUGCUCGCAUCUCUGCCUCCCCGCACCCCGCAUCACCGACAAGUCGCCCAAGAUAUCGUGCGCCUGUCCCGACGGACUUGUGCUCAUGAACGAUGGCCUCAUGUGUACUGAAGAUCAAAACAAUAAUACCAUCAUUUUCUCAAAUGAUACUGAUACUGAUUCUGAAACUCGAGACAGAGGAGAUAAAACAAAUACCACAGAAGAGAAACCGACCAUGGAUGAACCAGAUACCGGAAUGAUUGCAGUGUUCGUGAUCUCCAUAGUCACCCUCAUACUCAUCCUCGCUGCUUUGAUCGCUUUCAUUGUCUACCGACACUACUUGCACAGGAAUGUGACAAGCAUGAACUUCGAUAAUCCUGUUUACCGGAAAACAACUGAGGACCAGUUUUCGUUGGAGAAGAACCAGUACCAGCCUCCUCGUAUUUAUCCCUCAACAGUUGGAGAAGAGAGUCUCAGUGAUUUUCUGGCACAAGAACCAUUGACAAGCCCUGGCACAAACGACUACGUAUAAUUGGCUCUUGAAGAGUUGAUCAAGUCAGAUUCCUGCUCGGCAGGAGUGCAAAUCCCUAGUCAGUGCAUCACAACUAGCAUCCUAUUGAGAUAAUUUGACUCUCUUGUGGUGAAUAAGCAGUGUCUGAUCCAGUGUCACCAAUCACUCGAAUAAGAAUAGCUUUAUUUGUUGAUUUCUUAUCAUCUGUUCUGUGUGUAACAUGAUCAUCGAUGAUUGGCAGAAGAUAACAUGACCUGCAACCAAUCCUAUUGAUUGUUUUCAAGAUUGAUUUAAAAGACUGCUGCAAUUAUGAAACCUACCUACACCUUCCUAGAACGAAGCGAGUAUUUAAUGUGUGCUUGCUACUCCUAAGUAUAUUGUUGAUAAAAAUAUUGUCUAUGUGUUACCUUUUAAAACAAAUCUUCUACUAAUCUGUUGUCAUUGUUCUUCAAUUUUAAUUUCAAUUUAAACAUUUUAUAUAUUUUAGCUACGAUUUCAUAUUACAUGCUUGCUGUCUGAAUAGAAUUAGGUGUGAAUUAUACCUAUUUAAAUCAAUGUAAGGUAUGUAUUUCUUCAAAGCUUUUCAGCUUUUAGUGAAAGUUCAAUCAAAUAUAAAUUUCAUUCAGUACAUUGUAUAAAAACUAUGAUUUCAUCUCCAUGAUACGUCAGCAUUGAUUUGAAAAUCGUUAUUUUUUAAUUGUGUUAUUGUUUCAAGUAAUAAAAUAUUUUAUAAAUUUUGAGUUACUUAACUCAACUGUGUUAAGGGUAUAAGCUCAACGGUACAAGGUACCAGGCGUCAGUUACAAAUGCAGGCCUAAUGUUUUUCCAGAAAUUUAUUGUAUUCAAUUAUUGAUCAAUUCUUGAAGAAAUUAAAAUAUUGUUGCCUGUUAAAUUACUUGGGAAUUGUAUUACGGCACUCGAGAAUCAUGAAAAUCCUUUGAUAUUAGAGUUUUUCUCGUGUAAUAUUAGGCUAUGUUGGAAAACAUGUUCCAUCAAUAAUAUUUCUUACUUUUAAUAAAUUCAAACUAAAACUUGAAUUGAUUCCAGUUAACAUUCCUUUUUCGAAACUAGUAUCAAGAUACUAGAUAUUGUAGACUGUAGUGCGAAUAUUGGAUAUUCAAAGCUUUAUUGUCCUUUCAAGAAUAAAAAUGAAAUCGGAUGUGACAACUCACUUCAAUCUUGGAUAAUGUCAACUUCAUUGUGUUGAAAAUCUAUUCAACUACGGUACCGUACUCAUUCAAACUUAGGAAUAAAUAUGUCAUAUUGGGAUCCAUAAUAUAUAUUCAAUUGAAAUUCUAUUUCCAAGCAAAAAAAGAUUUUAUGAUGAACGUAAGUUGAACAUCUCUUACUAUGCGUCCAAUUCAAGUACCUGUUAACCAUUUCAAUUUGAGCUAAAAUACGAUUAUUGAUUUAUUAUUUCUGGAUGAAACAAAUUAAGUGUGGAGGUACUCUUGAAUUACACAGAAUCAUGCCAAUGUACAUUAUUUUAAUAAACUAUGAAUCUAUCUGUACUAUAAAUAUAAAUGAAGCACGUCUCAUACUUAGCACAAUUUUGAAACAUUUAAUUAAUUUUAUAAAUUGGUGAUAUUGUUAAUCUCUUUCUUUAAUUAUCAAUCUGCCAAUGAAUCUUGAUAUACUAUCUAGUUGAACUAGCUAUUCAAGUUUUACUCAUUGAAACACAGGAGUAAUCAGUGUGAUGGCAUUAUAUACUUAUUAAUGCCAUUUAGAUGAUACUAACUAUUUUUCUUUUAUAAUUUGUAGACUGCAGUACAAAAAUUAUUUUAGGAUUAGUUUAAUUGUGAAUUUUAAAUUAUGUUGGUAUGUGUAUAAUAAUUUUAUAUUGUUGUUAUUUAGUAAAAUAGGUGGGAGAGCCCAUUGCUUGUAUGAAUGGAUGCUGAGUGAGUGUGGCUGAGAGUGUGCGUAUGUAAAUUGAUUGAUAUUUUGUACUCUAGUAUCAUUACAUAAAUAUAUGUUAUAAUCGUACUUCAAAACUUCAUCAAAUUGGAAUUUCCAUGGCCAAAUGGAGUACUAAUGGCACACUAAUAUUAAUUUAUUUAUAUUUUUUUAUUCCAUUGAAGAAUGUAAAUUAUUACCAAAUGCAAUUGAAUUGUAAAAUAAUAUAGAUAAAUAACAACUUUAUGAUCAAUAUACUGGUUUGGAGAAAAAAUAUGUCCAAUAUUGGAUUCAACUGACCAGUUGAGACUGUAUAUCUGUCGUUUCUGAUGCAUUCUAGCAGUCCAUGAUCAAACUUAUUUAGGAAUGUGAUUCUCUUAAUUAAUAAUGUUAUUAUUACCUUCAAAUAAAUUUAGUAUAGUUGUUAAAAUAAAUAUAAAUUGCUUUGUAAAUUCAGCCGAGUGAUUAGUCUUUGUAUAUUAUUAUUAUUAUUUAUCACUUAUCGGAUAUACUGUUACCGUACCUUAUGAUACUCUUCAAAAACCAUGGAUCUGUAGAAUUUCUAUAAAUUUAAAUUAUUUGAAGAUUUUGGCUUUCUGCUCUCAUCUUUUUUAUUUUAGAGUAUCUCUUUUCAGUUAGCUGUAUACUCGUGAUUGAAAAAUAUAUGAAAUAAAAUGAAUCACAAUUCAAAUUAUGAGUUUGAUAGAAAAUAAUAUUAUUCCCAUAUUCAAUAAGUUCAUAUACCUACUUUUUUGAGGCAAAACAUAGCCAUCUCUAGUAAGCUGUGAACAAAUAUGUAUUCUGUUUCUCAAACUGUUGAAAUCAUUGUUUCCUUAUUUAUUUAGGCAGGUUGAAUGCAUUUUAUUUUAUAAAUCUUCACAUCUUAACCUAGAUUUAAAAUUAUGUUCUCACAGUGUUUCAUUUAUAUUAUUCUCCCUUGAAUUAGUUAUAUUCUAUUUAUUUAUUAUUGAAUUUUAUUUAUUUAGAGCGGAUCAGAGUCAAUGUAACAGAGCGACGAUGGCCCAACUCCAUACUUUUGGAAUACGUAUUGUGAUUCCCUCUUAUAAGGAACUAAGCUCCAAUAUAAAUGUGAUCAGUAAUCUUUUGGAUUGUGGAACUAUAUGACUUGAUAUAUAUAUAUAUAGUAAUUGUAUCAAGUAGUCAGAAAAUUGAAAAGUUUAGAUUUCUAUUAUCAUUUUAAAUAGUCAAUUUCAAAAAUGUACUCAAAUAAUAAAUUCAACAUUCAGCUUUAUUCUUGCGUUUCCAAUAUCAGACCUAUACUCAACUUAAAUAACUGUACCGGUGAUAGUAAUUCAUAUAAAAAUCGAAAGCCUUUGAAUAUUUCAAUCGUAGUUAAUACUAUUAUUCACGAUUAGAAAAAUACUAAUGACUGAUUGGGUAAUCACUCACAACAGCCAGUGUGUCCAAGUCUCAAAAGUACAAGUGAUUAGUUCAAACCUUGUGGCUUUCUUCCAACCUCGUGGCAGGUUCUCUUCCAACUGUUUUCAAAGAGGAUAAUUCGCAUUCAUUCAUUUAUUUAUUCAAUUAAGAAGUGCCAAAAUUGUUACAUUGAUUUUGAACGUAGAAAAUGUUCUCCUUUUAUUCUCACUUUUCCAUUAAUUGUCAGAUGAAUCCGUUCAAGUUUUUCGCUUUUAGUAAUUGGAAUCGAUUCGCCUCUGUAUUAAUAGAUUAAGGUCUAUUUGUUAUCAAUAGAACAUCUUAUUAGGGCAGUAACUUUUCUAUCCAGUUCAUUCCUCAAACAUCCAUUUCAAAAGAGUGUGCCAAACUUUUGUAAAUAAACAAUGAUUGUACUCUGUAUUAUAUGUUGUGUGGAUUUAUUCAUUAAAAUAUAUAUGUAAUUCAUCUUGCAUAAAUUGUUUAGCUCAAGAGUAUAAAUUAAUAAGAAAUUACACUAUUGAGUUUUA